GGCCAGCGGGGAGGGGGGAUGAUUCGCCUCUUUACUGGAAGGUUGUCGGUUGUUACGUUGUAACUACUCGCCUCUCAUCGCAAACGAGCCGCACAGCCGAGCGGGCUGACGUUGUAGCUUAACUGAAGUCUCGUUAGUAUGUGCAGCGGCGCGUGCGAGGCGGUUUCCUACAAACAUUCCGGAUUUUUGUGGAUUUUCAGUCGGUAAAAGAAGUCGAGCUUCCGCGGGAGGAUACAGCGCAGCAAGAUGCGAAAUAUGAUCCUGAUGGCGCUUCUGCUGGUUCGCCUGCCAACAGAGCUGCUGUCUGUUACAGUGAAUGUUCCAGAGACGGAGAGGAGGACGAUGCUGUUUGCCUCUGUGAUUCUGCGCUGUGACUACUCAACCUCAGCGAACCAGCAGGACGUCCUGGUCUCCUGGAAGUUCAAAUCCUUCUGUAAAGACCCCGUACUGGAUUACUACUCCACAGCCUAUCAGGCAGCUCUGCAGCUCGGUCAGGACCCCUCCAAUGACUGCCCGGACCGCCAGCGCACUGUUCGUACUGUCAUCCAGAAACGGGGCAUCAAUGAGCCCAUCCUGGGUGCGGAAUACAGGAACCGCAGAAUUACAAUUCGAAACACUGCUGAUCUGGUCAUCACUGAGGUGAUGUGGUGGGAUAACGGUGUGUAUUUUUGCACCAUUGAUGCUCCCGGUGACACAACAGGGGACUCGGAUCGUGAAGUCAAGCUCAUCGUUUUCCACUGGCUGACGGUCCUGUUAAUCAUCAUCGGUGGUCUCCUGCUCAUCAUGCUCUUUUGCAUAUGCUGCUGUCAGUGCUGCCCGCAGAAUUGUUGCUGCUACGUCCGCUGCCCUUGUUGCCCUCGGACAUGCUGCUGUCCAGAAAAAGCUGUGAUGGAGCACAAGAUGCUGAAAGAAGCUCGGAAAGCAAUGUUACCCUGGAUGAAUGGUCAGCCCAUCUAUGCUCCCAUCAGCUCCAAUGCUUCCUCCCAGGGCGUUCCCAUUCUGUAUUCAGAUUCAUACUCAGACUACCCAAACAAGCACAACUUUGCCAUGGCUCCCAUGCAGCUGUCACCCAUGGGCCUACAGCAGCAGCCGCCACCUCCUCCUUUACACUAUGGCAACAGCAGUGUGCGUGGCAGCAUUCAUGGUCACAACCAGGUGUUGGAAUACUUCGAGAAUCAAGUGAGAGGGCUUGAUGUCAUUGCACCAGGGAUGGCUCCUCAUGCUGUCCAGAAUGUGCCUCCAUUACAGGCUCAGCAUGCUCCUCCACAAGUUUCCUACACACCAGGGCCUCCGAGUGUGUUGUCAGCACUGGAUGAGAUGGGGACGAGAGGGAUGGAGAGAAGAGUGAUCACCCUGCCUCCUAUUAUCCAGCGUGUACCCAGCUUUUCUUCACGCAGGGGCCCUGGUGGUGGAGAUGGAGCUAGGGGGGCUCUCAGGAUGUCCAGCCAGUCCAGUGGGAGUACAAACCACUCAGCAGGUGGUCUCCACCGCAACAGUCGUGGAUCAAGAGACAGAUACAGAAGUGCGUCUCCUCCCAGGCGGGGAAUCCUGCGUGAUUACAUUGAUGAUUCGGAUAGGGACAACAGGCGGGGAAGAGCAUCUCACAGGAGUUCAAGGAACAAGAGAGGGAGUUCGUCCAGGCACCGUGCCCGAAGUCGCGAUGACCUCAUGGAUGAGCUACAAAGCAGAGCUCCUCGUAGGCAGAGGAGCUACUCACCUCCCCUGCACCGCAACGGGUCCUGGAGCUCAGAUGAAGAGGACAGUAUGAGAAGAAAAGGAGGAAAAGGGAGGGACUGGUCAGAGUUGCCUCCCAGCUACCACUCCAUCGACAUUCAGCCUCCACGCAGUAACAACCAGAACUACGACCGCCUUUCUGAUCGAAGCUCCCAUAGCAACACCACUGUAGUCAUCUGAAACAUUUCUGUCUUUUGAUCUUUUCUUGAAAACGGUAAAAAUGAAGAUAAAGAAGUUGGUGCCUGUUUGGUCACCUGGAAGGAACAAAGAUGUUGUUGAUUCAUUUAGUAGUGUAAAUAUACUGUAUGAGUAUAAUUGUACCCUGCGGGUGAUGGUGUAUACUGCAGGUGAUGUGCAGCUGCAUGAUAUCAUAUUAUUGAUUGUUAUUAAUAUGAUUGUAUGUGAUUCUUGUCCUAGUUCUCCUGAAUUGUCUUACGUGUGGUGAUGGAUUUUUUGGGUUAAGUACGUUUGUCGUUGUAAAAAGGUGCCUGUGCUGAAAAAGAUCCAGGACUCGCAGAAGAGAUUCCUACUUUCUAGUUUUACUUCCUGGUUAAGCAUAAGUUUAAUAAAGAUACAGUGUUUAUUUGUUUUUAUUUUUGUUUUGCUGUCAAGUUUGUUUUUUACAGUAAUUUCUUUUUUGCCUUCCUUACACUAUUUAAAAAUUGUUUUUAUAUAUAUAUAUAUAUAUAUAUAUAAUUUUUUUUAUCCAUUGUACGUGGAUAAAGCAGUAACGGUAGCAAUGGAAACUACAUUUGCAGGAAGAUGGAGUGUUUUUUAUAUCUGGAUGCACCCACACCAAAAUAUAAUUGUGACUGGAUUUUUUUUUUUAAUAGAGACGUAGCUUUGUUGUAAAGUAUGUGUUUUUAAUAAAAUCUUUACAAUACUGCCUGCAUGACGUGGAUUUUAUUUCAUUAGUCCUGUUGUAGUAGCCCAUUACCUCAGGGAUGAGUGGAUUACUUGGACAUUUGGAAUACUAAAGUCACAUAUCAGUUUGCAUUAUGAACUAGUAUAGUUUGCAGUGGCAAUGUUUUAGUCAUAUUAGUCAUUACAACAGCCCAAUCGAACUGCCUGAGAAAAGAGAGUAAAAUAUUAAACCAUGUAGGAGGAAAGUAAUUCAAGUUUUAGUACAUCUGAUGAAUGGCCGGAUAUAGCACCUAUUUACAGUGACUGAGCACUGCAACCCUCAUUCACCCAAUCACACACAGAUUCCUACAAGCAGUUUUUUCCUAACCCUUGUCUAACAUUUGCACUCGCACUCUGAUGGAUGCAUCGGGGGCAAUUCGGGGUUCAGUAUUUUCCCAGAGGAUACUUCAGCAUGCAGAUAGGAGCCAGGGAUCAAACCACAAACCUUCAGAUUUUUAGAUGGCCCACUUUACCACCAUAGUCUCCGCACAGCUGAACAAAUGCCAGGUGCUUUGGAUCUACAAAGGUGGCUAAUGUUCAGUUUUUGAAUUGUUAAAAGGGCAAAAAGGGAAUAUGAAUGUAUUCAUCAAGAAUUAAACAGUAAUAAAUAGAGAUGUACCGAUUCGAUAUCAAGUAUCGGUAUUGGUCAGAUAAACUAAAUUAC
Messenger RNA from Haplochromis burtoni (Burton's mouthbrooder), 3301 nucleotides. It is a transcript of the gene ildr1b, whose product is annotated as immunoglobulin-like domain containing receptor 1b. The record is from RefSeq and is a predicted model, not a curated record. Lineage: Eukaryota; Metazoa; Chordata; Actinopteri; Cichliformes; Cichlidae. The coding region runs from base 247 to 1914 and encodes 555 amino acids. The transcript has 8 exons. Gene Ontology annotation, molecular function: high-density lipoprotein particle receptor activity. Gene Ontology annotation, cellular component: plasma membrane.